AUGGUAGACUCGGGCAACAUCGAAGAUGCACUAUUUUCAAUCGCCCUCCCUGCGAAUGAGUCUUCGGAAGGAGAAAUAACCUUCGGCGGAUACAAUCCUAGCUAUUUGCGAGAAAGGUCACAAAUAUCGUGGUUUCCACUACUCUCACCAAAUAGGUGGGAGAUCGGCCUAUUGGACAUUCUUGUGGACGAAUCCAGUCUGGGGUUCUGCACUCCAGAGACCCCAUGCAGGGCAAUAGUGGACACAGGCACUUCCGGAAUAGGCGGCUCUGCCCUACUUAUUGAUCAAAUACUAAAUAGACUUGGCGCAUUAUCACCAUGCAAUGCAAAGAAAAUGGAACUGAUGAAGCAAUUAUCUUUUGUCUUUAAGCAGUCGCCAGGAGAAGGAACUAAGGAAAUCAUUAUUGAGCCACAUGACUACAUUAGAAAUGCUGGAGGAUCAUUUCCUCCUUCCGAAUUGCAUAUUGCAGCUUCUAGUAUCAUACAAAACUGCAGACAACGUAAAUCACUACGGAUUCAGGUUUUAGGAACUGCUUUUCUUAGGAAGUUUUUCGCAAUAUUUGACCAGCGGCAGAAACGCAUUGAUUCCAAAGCGUUAUCGACGUCGCUAGUUAGAGGGGUCUCCGGUGUGCUGUCAUCUAAAAGAGCGAGUUUCACGCACAGAGAAGAACGCAGAAUAUUAUCGAAGCCUGAUCACGCCGUUGAAUUCCUUCGAAUCAAAACUUUUUACGAGACAGAAAAGGGCAGGCCUGUUGGGCGCUGGAGCAGCUCCCCGCGUUAG
Messenger RNA from Cyclospora cayetanensis, 780 nucleotides. Its product is annotated as cathepsin E. Gene Ontology annotation, biological process: proteolysis. Gene Ontology annotation, molecular function: aspartic-type endopeptidase activity. The coding region runs from base 1 to 780 and encodes 259 amino acids. The record is from RefSeq and is a predicted model, not a curated record. NCBI's taxonomy places the organism in Eukaryota, Apicomplexa, Conoidasida, Eucoccidiorida, Eimeriidae. The transcript is spliced from 4 exons.